UUACGUCACAACUGGUUGUUUGGCUUGGAGAGGUAAGGGGGAUUUGUUACACACAGGCUUUAUGAGGAUAAGCCAUCCAGUAGUAGUAGUGUGUAUCAUCCUUGCUGUUCUGAGCUGCUUUCCAGUGCCUAAAUUGUUAGAGUAUCAUGCUCUUGAAGUGUGACGCUCUUGAACUGUUCGACAUAAGCAGCACUGGAACGCUCUGGUCUUAACACCCACCAUUUCGGACUUCAGGAGCAUGGGACACCGAAAUAAAGGUUGGUGCACGAGGGGGAUAACAGAAAUGAGUAGUUCAAGUGUACCACACUCUAAGCACUGGAACGCACAAAGUAAUUGUGGAGCACUCCUGAGCUGCUCAGGAGUAACUCAAAUGGGUCACUGGAAAGCACCUCUGUUGACGUUUCGUUUUUGACAUUGAAGAAGAGAGAAGAGAAGAGAAGAGCGAAGAAGAGAGAGGGAAGUUGGCUGCUGGAAUUUGGAUAGAAAAAAAAUUAAAAUUACAAAUUUAUCAGUUUACCCUAAUCUAUUUAUUAUAUACGAAUUUAGGAAUCAAUUUCCAAAUUGGAAUUAUUUGAUGUAAAUUGAAAUACAUGCGAGGAAGAAUUAUUAAUUCGUUCAAUUUCUGAGAAAACCCUGGACAAGUUCAAUUGCAAAUAAAAUCAAUCAUUCAGUGAACAGUGAACGCCUUUUAGGUAUGUUCCAAUGGUGUUAUGUCUUAUACAGAAUUGGAACAAGGAUAUCAAGGGCUUCGUAAUAAAGUUGCAUAUCGACCAGCACAGUUCUAUGUGGGCGCCGUAAGUUGUGGAAAUUUGUAUACCUAUUUUUUCUGUUCUACUGGUUGAUAAUGAACGCCCCUAAGGGGCCCAUACCAACGGUAAUUAUACAGGACGCUGAUAAUCCAACUGUUGCACCUUCUUACUGGCAGCUGGUACAUACUAUUUUAGUUUUCAUUUUCUGCUAACAUGCUUGAUUAGUAUUGAUAUUAUUCAACUAAUUAUGUAAAGUUUAUAACAAUAACAAAUCACUGACAAGCACAUUUCAAAAAAUUACUUCAAAAGUGCUUAACUAUAAAUAGCAGAAAUGCAUUUACAUAAAUAUACUUGAAGUUGAUGCUUGAGGUUUUAAGUUUAGUUUGUUGAAGCAUGCAAAAACUUCAAAUUUAGGUGAUUUAGGUACUAAAGGAAAUAAAGUAUCAGAUCACAUGAUUGUUGAUCAAAUUAAAAUAAACAUCUAAUAACUUACGAUUCCGCAGUGAACUAACUGAACCUCAAUUUUAUAAAUCAGGCCUAAUGUGUACCUAUCCGCCUAAUUUCCUAUGUAAAGAACUAUGUAAACCUCUUUUUAUUGUUGCUACUCACAUAAAUUUUCUGGAUCGUUACUUGUUACUGAAUUUCGUUAAAUAUUUACUCGCAGCUUAUUUAUCUUUUUAUUAUCAACUGGUUUACAUAGAGAGUGUUUUUGAAGCAGUAGUUUAGCCUUGAUUGAAUAUUUUAUUGAUAGCAUAAUGAAUAAUGAAAUUACGUUGUUUUAGAAAUAGGUAGUUCAAUUUUGAGUGGUAAACACAAACUAUUGCUCUUGACAUUGUCUAUAAUUUAUGUGAAAGUUUAACUUUAAUUUUGUUAUAGAAAGAUUGUGUUUUUUUGUGGGUGUGUGAAGGCACUCUGUUGACUUUAAUAAAUUGUAAAUCUUCAACCUAAAAAAUUUAAAAAGUGACUAAUGGUUUAUUGUCAGAAUAUACCAAAAAUUUGACGGAAUAAAUCGAAAUCAUGGAUUGGCCACAUUUUAAAGAUUGGUGGAGAUUAAAGAAAUGGAGAAAAUACAGGAGGGCCAGUGAUGUGGAGGCAGAUUCAUCUGAUUCAAUGUGUUACUGUGAUGAUUGCUUUAAUGAAUAUAAUGGUGAUUUGGAAUUAUGCGAUCCCAACAAUAUGACCCUGAACCCUCAAGACGUUCAAGACAUGGAAGAUGGGGGCAAAGUCGUUAUUGUGGGGGUGUGUGCAAUGGAAAAGAAGACCCAGAGCAAACCUAUGAAGGAAAUAUUGACUAGACUACAAGAAUUUGAAUAUAUAAAAGUUAUUGUGUUUCAAGAGGAGGUGAUUUUACAUAAACCAGUUGAAGAAUGGCCAGUCUGCGAUUGUUUAAUUUCGUUCCACUCUAAAGGAUUUCCUUUAGAUAAAGCGAUUCAGUAUGCUCAACUUCACAAUCCAUAUGUGAUCAACAACUUGCACAAGCAAUAUGAUAUUCAGGAUAGAAGAAAAGUGUAUUCUACAUUGGAAUCUGAGGGCAUAGAGAUACCCAGGUAUGCGGUUUUGGAUAGGGAUAGCCCAAAUCCGAUAGAUCAUGAAUUGGUGGAAUCUGAGGAUCACGUUGAAGUAAAUGGAAUUGUUUUUAAUAAGCCGUUUGUUGAAAAACCUGUUUCGGCGGAAGAUCACAAUAUUUACAUAUAUUAUCCUACAAGUGCGGGUGGAGGCAGCCAGAGACUUUUCCGAAAGAUUGGCAGCCGAAGCAGCGUUUAUUCCCCUGAAUCCAGGGUGAGAAAAACCGGUAGCUUUAUAUAUGAAGAUUUUAUGCCAACCGACGGAACAGAUGUUAAAGUAUAUACUGUGGGACCUGAUUAUGCACACGCAGAAGCCAGGAAAUCGCCAGCUUUAGAUGGAAAAGUAGAAAGAGAUAGAGAAGGCAAAGAAAUUCGUUAUCCAGUGAUUUUAAGUAAUGCCGAAAAAUUGAUAUCUAGAAAGGUUUGCCUGGCUUUUAAACAGGCCGUUUGUGGUUUCGAUUUGCUCAGAGCAAACGGAAAAUCAUUUGUCUGUGAUGUAAAUGGAUUUAGUUUUGUUAAGAAUUCGAAUAAGUAUUACGAUGACUCAGCAAAAAUAUUAGGAAACAUGAUAUUAAGAGAAUUGGCGCCUACUUUACACAUACCAUGGUCAGUUCCUUUUCAAUUGGACGAUCCUCCUAUUGUGCCAACUACAUUUGGUAAAAUGAUGGAACUCAGAUGUGUUACUGCAGUAAUAAGGCAUGGCGAUCGUACCCCUAAACAGAAAAUGAAAGUGGAAGUUCGACAUCCAAAAUUCUUUGAAAUUUUUGACAAAUAUGAUGGCUUUAAGCACGGCCAUGUCAAACUCAAAAGGCCAAAGCAAUUGCAAGAAAUCCUUGAUAUUGCCAGGUCAUUGCUGGCCGAAAUUCAGCAGCACGAAGCCGAUCCUGAGAUCGAAGAAAAACAAGGGAAACUGGAACAACUUAAAGCUGUUUUGGAAAUGUAUGGACAUUUCUCUGGCAUCAACCGAAAAGUCCAAAUGAAAUAUCAGCCAAAAGGAAGACCUAGAGGUUCGAGCUCUGACGAUGUAGAUAGACCAGCCGACCCAUCAUUAGUCCUCAUACUCAAAUGGGGCGGAGAACUUACUCCAGCAGGACGAAUCCAGGCAGAGGAGCUUGGUCGAAUUUUCAGAUGCAUGUACCCUGGAGGACAAGGUAGACAUCUUGCCGGUGAAUAUGCUGGAGCCCAGGGCCUGGGACUACUUCGUCUGCACUCAACGUUUCGUCACGAUUUGAAAAUCUACGCCUCGGAUGAGGGCAGAGUGCAAAUGACAGCUGCAGCCUUUGCCAAGGGCCUAUUAGCGCUAGAGGGCGAACUCACGCCAAUUUUAGUGCAAAUGGUAAAAAGCGCAAAUACGAACGGCCUAUUAGAUAACGACUGUGAUAGCAGCAAAUAUCAAAAUAUGUGUAAAGCUAGAUUACACGAAUUAAUGCAAAUUGAUCGUGACUUUACUGAAAAUGAUAGGGAAAAAAUUAAUCCUUGCAAUUCGGCUAGUAUUAAUGAAGCAAUGGAUUUUGUUAAAAAUCCAUAUAAAUGUUCGAAGCACGUCCACGAACUUAUCAAAUCGCUUAUGGAAAUUGUGCAAGUUAAGAAAGAAGAUGGUAAGACCAAAGAAGCAAUCCUGUAUCAUGGCGAAUCGUGGGAUCUUAUGUACAGAAGAUGGGGCAAAAUCGAAAAAGAUUUCUACACAAAAAAUAAAACUUUUGACAUCAGUAAAAUACCGGACAUUUACGAUUGCAUUAAAUAUGAUUUGCAACAUAAUCAACACACAAUACAAUUUGAGCAAGCUGAAGAACUGUAUAUUUAUGCUAAAUAUUUGGCUGAUAUUGUCAUACCUCAAGAAUAUGGUUUAACUGCACAGGAGAAAUUGACUAUAGGUCAAGGAAUUUGCACGCCACUGUUGAAAAAAAUUAAAGCUGAUCUUCAGAGGAACAUAGAAGAAAGUGAAGAGACUGUAAAUCGAUUAAAUCCUAGAUAUUCUCAUGGUGUAUCCAGUCCAGGACGUCACGUUAGAACACGAUUGUAUUUUACAAGUGAGAGUCAUAUACACUCUCUUAUAACUGUGUUAAGGCAUGGGGGAUUACUCGAUCUCGUUAAAGAUGAACAAUGGCGCCGAGCAAUGGAAUACGUUUCAAUGGUUUCUGAGCUGAAUUACAUGUCCCAAAUAGUAAUCAUGUUAUAUGAAGACCCUACAAAAGAUCCAUGCAGCGAGGAACGUUUCCAUAUCGAGCUUCAUUUCAGUCCAGGUGUGAACUGUUGCGUUCAGAAGAAUCUCCCUCCUGGUCCUGGUUUUAGGCCGCAUUCUCGAAACGAAUCGGCCGCUAGUAAAAACUCCACUCCGAACUCGUCAACUACACCGACACCGGAUGAUAUUAAAAAUCAAAUAAUCGUUGAAGAUGCCAAAAUAAUAUCGGUAAUCGAGGAGGAGAAAAUUAUGAUUGGUAUGCCGAGUGUUAUCGAAAGCACUCCGUUAAAUAAUUUAUCGCCUGAAGAUUCUCCAGAGAAUAGCCCGAAUUAUAGUUUCAGUCGGAUUUCAAGAUUUGGACAAACUAGUGCACCAAUUCCUAUAGGAAGCGCGCACACUGUUUGCGGCCACGAGGCUCUACAGCUAGCCAAAUGUCUCACCAAAGAAUUGGCCAACCAGGCGACUCAGGCUAGCGGCAGAUCCUAUAAUAAUAAUAGAGCAAUAAGUCCUGAACCAGAACCUAGAUCUAGAAGCUAUGAUCACAAAAGUCCACGGAAAGGAAAAGCUGAAAAGUUCCAUCAAAGUUUAGACGCCGUUAACAAUCCAGAGUGCGGCCAAGCCAUCAAACGCCAUCGACACAGUAUUGCCGGACAGAUGAGCUACUUUAAGCUCAUGGGACUGAGUUAUGGAAUGCCUGGAUUCAAAAAGCUGAUUGCUGGAAGCACCAACAGUUUGUUUUCCACCGCGGUGAUAUCGGGAAGUUCCAGCGCGCCGAAUCUUUGCGAUAUGAUUCCAAGUACUGCCAGUUCUUCAGAAGGAUUUGGAGGUGUUCCACCUAUAAGACCACUAGAAACUUUACAUAACGCAUUGUCUCUCAAGCAAAUUGAUGGUUUCUUGGUCAGAAUGACUACUGCUCAACUGUACAGGACGCCAUCUUCUACACCACCCAAGUUUCCUUCUACGCCACUACCUACUCCAACUGGCAGUGUUAUUGUCGAAUAUGGAAACACGCCAGGGAAAAGUGGAACUUUGAAGUUGCAAUCUCCUAAUAACAGUGUGGGUUGGAGUGGCCCACCAAGCUUCAUGUCAAGCGGCCCAUCAUCGCCAGGCCUAUCGGAUACCAACUCUAAGGAGAGCAGCGAAAUGUCCUCUAGCAUCAUGAGUGCCGACGGCAUGAACAUCGACGACUUCUCUAAAAUAUUUCCAACAGCUCCUGGGCUGGAUAAUGAGUUAGGUAGAAUCGGAAUGACUUUAGAUGGCAUUGACAGAGAAAUAUCUGGAUCAUUGGAGUUUGGCGAAUAUUACGCUAAUCUACAUAGGCAUCAAGAAGGUGGUGAAAUCACUCCAAUAUCCUACGGUUCUGAAGCUGAAUUUAAUACCAACGAUGCCACAGCUGGUUCAUCAUCGGCCCCAGAUUUUGAUUUUACUAUUACAGAAGAGAUUAUAGAUAAAGAUGAUAUAGAAAUGAUUGAUAAUGAUGGUACUUUGACUAGUAUGACUUCAAAAUCUUUUAUAGACAAUUGUAAUGCUUCUCGAUCUAGUGCAUUUGCUGUUAUAUCACCAUUAAGUCUUAAUGUUCGCAUCUGCAAUAAUGACCUUGGUGGUGAUCAAAAACUAAAAUCCAAUAUUAAAAGAGCCCAAUCCUUAUAUACCAGAAAAAGUGAUAUGGAUACGGUUGAUAUUAGAAAUUUAUUGAAAGAUUAUGCUAAAUUUGAUAAAGGGGCUUCAACUUCAAAUCCCAAUGUGAAUAUCUCCAAUGUGGGCUGUUUGAAAUGGAGCACAAGCAAAGAAAAAUUCUUUGAUAUAAACAAAGAAACUAAAACAGACAAUAUUGACUUUGGGAAAAAUCUUAAUACUGGCGCUAGCAAAAAAAUUGAUAAAGACUUGGAUCCAGGGUCUAUUCUCGUUAAAGAAGGAUUUAUAGAUCCUCCAAAAAUAUCCCGAGUAUCUAAAAGCUUUCAUGGAAAUUCUAGUAAUUAUUUAGAUAUAGAAAGUAGCCCUAGAAGAGCGAGUGCUAUUCCAUUAGCCAAUAAAAUUCAGAAUGAUACUUCAUAUAAAAGUAGGCCACAAUUUGUUACCCAAUUAUCCCAACCUUGUUCAGAAAGCAUUAAAAUGUUGGGAAAUAUGCCUAUUAGAAACAAUUCCUUGUCAACUGAUUCUGUUAUCAAAAGUCCUAGAUUUACUACAAUUAAAGUGGAUGAAGAGGAGCAUGCAGCAUCCGUUGGUGCAGUUUAUGCAAAAAGAGCCAUGAAGAAUGAACAAAGUAAUUCCGAAAUGGAAAGUUCAGGCAAAAGAAAGAAUUUAGACGAUAAGUUAAACUAUGAGUAGUAAGUCGAUAGAACCCCAAAUUUUAUUUUAAUAGAUUGUAAAUUGAAAGCAAAUAAGAAUAGAGUUUAGCGAAAUUGAAUCAAUCAUUGUUGACCUAAUCAAUGUCCAUUAGUAUUAUCUGGAAAAGUAUUAAAUAUCUUUAUGUACACAUUAAUUUGUAUUUUUUUUUAUUAUGGAGCUUGAAAAAAUGGAGGUGUCUUAAAAAAAUGCACUAGAAAGUGAGAUAGUUAUUAACGUUAGAAAGCCGAUAAAUCGCAAAUAACACCCGAGUUUGAAAUCUGAGGCGAUAUCCUAGGAUUAUGAUCAGUCAUGGUUGUAGGAAGGUUAGCAUGUUAUUUAUUAGUACAUGAUGUGAUAUAUGUAUAUUAAUAGGACGGAACUUGUUGCUGGUCUUGUCAGCAUUAUUGUCAUUCUAGUCUAGUCUAGUCAAAUCUUAUAAUAUCUUGUAGCUCCAUUAUUUCAUUAUAAAGUUUAUUUAAAUUAUAUUAUUAUGGUUUAUUUAAUUAAUUAUGAACAACCAUAAUUAACAUGGCGCAGUCGUGAGUCGAGUGGAG
Messenger RNA from Ceutorhynchus assimilis (cabbage seed weevil), 7378 nucleotides. NCBI's taxonomy places the organism in Eukaryota, Metazoa, Arthropoda, Insecta, Coleoptera, Curculionidae. The record is from the annotation of a GenBank genome assembly.